UUUGCCUGAAUAUUACAUCCUUAUUGUUCAUGUUGAUAAUAUUCAUUGAGCUUUUAUGUCACAAAAACAUCAUGGGAUGAUAAAUGCUUUCUGCAACCUCCAUUUCUCAGUCUUCCAUUACAGAGUAACAUUCUGCAGUCACACUUGCAGCUCACAAGUCAUCUCUGUGGUUUCCUGUUAAUUUUGUUCUCAUCAGUCUAUAGUGAUUCGCCAGGGGUAAUAUUUACGUUGGUUAGUCAAGCCAAUUGUGGUUAAUUUCAACAUUUUCUGAAGCAUCUAAGAUCUAAAACUACACAUAUCUGGGGAGGCGUCACCAUUAGAAACUUUAUUGAUGCAGAGAACUGAGAGAGAGGUGGGAACGGCGACAGGAUAUCCCCACUUUCACUGGGAAACCUGACACUAAUGAUGAAUUAUUUUCUUGUGUUUUAGGUUUGACGAAAGAAACAUGAUGCUGGUUUCAGUUUUGGUGGUGACUGCACUGCUUGUCAGUGAUAUGAUAUGGACACACAGUUCCUUGGAACUGGAGAGGACUCAGCAUCACCUUGAAAAGCAUGAACUAUCCAGAGAACCCUGUGAUGAAAACUGGUUUAAUUAUUCUCUUUUAAACUCCUGUUACCAGUUUUUCAGUGACAAAAAGACAUGGGAAGAAGCUCAGGAUUUCUGUAAUCAAGACCAACGUUGUGGACAGCUGGCUUCUGUGUAUUCAGCCGAACAUAACAUUUUCAUUUCUAAUAUGAUCAAAUUCGUGAACCAAAGCAGGCCAAAGGCUUGGAUUGGCCUGAAUGACAUUUGCAAGGAGGGAAAUUUCACGUGGAUUGAUGGAUCUUUGUACAGUUAUAGAAUGUGGGGUAACAAUGAACCUAAUAAUGAUAGAGGCAAAGAAGACUGUGUGAACAUUCAUCGUUUCAAUUGCCUUAAACUGGCCCAACAAGAUUUGGAGGAUUCUGCUGCCACGUUCUUGCUGUCAAGAUAUGACCAUAAGCACGUCAACACACCUCUGGAUGAGCCAAAGGCACCUGCUGUUUCUCCACCCAUGGAACAUAGGACCUGAACCAGGCAGAUUGUCUGAGCUCCAGACAGGCUUACAUUGCCAUUUUUAGUGAAUUCUAGGGGGUGGGGACUGUGCAGGGUAAUGUA
Messenger RNA from Hypanus sabinus (Atlantic stingray), 1137 nucleotides. RefSeq names its product lectin-like. The record is from RefSeq and is a predicted model, not a curated record. NCBI's taxonomy places the organism in Eukaryota, Metazoa, Chordata, Chondrichthyes, Myliobatiformes, Dasyatidae. The transcript has 5 exons. The coding region runs from base 446 to 1051 and encodes 201 amino acids. Gene Ontology annotation, molecular function: signaling receptor activity.